Acanthosepion pharaonis is the source of this 1938-nucleotide messenger RNA. The record is from the annotation of a GenBank genome assembly. NCBI's taxonomy places the organism in Eukaryota, Metazoa, Mollusca, Cephalopoda, Sepiida, Sepiidae.
AUGUCUAUCUUCCAUGAUUUUGAAGAAAAACUCGCAGACAGAUUCGCCGCGUACUUUUUAUUAGUUAUUUCAUUUGUUUUUGCUUUUUUAUUUCUCUUUUUCUUCUUCUUUAACUUUCCCACCAAACAUAUUCGUUUCUAUUUUCAUUCAAUCCUUUUUCUUUUCUUUUUUCUUCUUUCUUUUGACUCUCUCCUCUUCUCCAUUAUUUUCGUUUCUUCUCGUCCUUUUUUCAUUUUUCCUUUCUCGGUCCGAUUGUUUUCUUAUGUUCUCGUUCUGUUUUUCUUUUUCUUCUCGUUCUAUUUUUUCUUUUUCUCUUUCUUCUUCUUCUCUUUCUUCUUUUUCUCUUUCUUCUUCUUCUCUUUCUUCUUCUUCUCUUUCUUCUUCUUCUCUUUCUUCUCGCUCAUCUUUUUAUUUUGCUAUUCGCCUGUUUUGCUUCUUUUUUUCUUUCUUUUCAUAUUUUUCUUUCGAUUCUUUUUACUUUUUCUUCAUUUUUCUUCAUCUUCUUUUGCUCUUGUCCCUAGAUUCUAUUCUGUAUUUCCAGCAAAUACUUUCUUUUUUUUUCUAAACCUACGCAUUUUAUUCUAUUCUGUUCGUUUCUUAUAUGAUUUUUUUUCUUUCUUUCUUGCUUUUUCCUUCCUUUUUCCUUUCUUUCUUUCUUUCUUCUUUCUUACUUUCUUUCUUUCGCUCUUUUUCAUUUUUAUUUUUCUUUCUUUUUCUUUUUCUUUCUUUCUUUUUUCUUUCUUUCUUUGUUUUUCUUUCUUACCUUAUUUCUUUUUCUUUCUUACCUUAUUUCUUUCUUCUUUCUUCUUUCUUUCUUCCUUUCUUUCUCUCUUUUUAUUUCUUUUUUAUAUUACUUUCUUUUUAAUUUUCUUCCUUUUUAACCACUGUCUGACUUGUACACCGUUUGUUUUGGUUUUUUUACUUUCUUUCUUCCUCUCUUCGACUUCUCUCCUAACUGCCACCCGCCAUUCCUCAACUUCUUUUCUUCAUUUCAUCAUUAUUGCUUUUCUCACCGACCUCCAUAAUUCACUCCUUAUUCUCAUUUCACUUGUUCCUUCUUUCUUUUUUUUUUCCUCAUCCACCUUUCAUUUUUGUUUUUCUUUCCAUUUUUUUUUCUUCACUAACCUCACUAUCUUCCUUUCUUUUUCUUUCGUCAUUUCUACAACCCCCCCUCAUAUAUUUGUUUGUCUUUCUUUCUUUGUCUUUUCCUAUACCUUUCUUUCUUUGUCAAUAAGCUUUCCUUUCUUGUUUUCAUCAAACUUUAUUCAUCUAAUUGUCUAUCUUUUUCUUUCUUUCUUCCUUUCUCUCUUUUAUUUCUUUCUUCUUUCUUUCUUUCUUUUUUAUUCUUUUUCUUCUUUCUUGCUUUCUUUCUUUUUCUUUCUUACCUUAUUUCUUUUUUCUUUCUUUUUCUUUCUUACCUUAUUUCUUUUUUCUUUCUUUCUUCGUUUUUCUUUCUUUCUUUUUCUUUCUUACCUUAUUUCAUUUUUUUCUUUCUUUCUUUCUUCCUUUUUCUUUCUGUCUUCUUUCUUCCUUUCUCUUUUUUAUUUCUUUUUCCUUUUUCUUUCUUUUCCUUUUUACUUCUGUCUUAUUCUUUCUUUCUUUAUUUAUUUCUUUUUUCUUUCUUUCUUUGUUUUUCUUUGCUUUUCUUUCUUACCUUAUUUCUUUUUUCUUACUUACUUCCUUUUUUCUUUCUUUUUUCCUUUCUUUCUUUCUUUUUCUUUCUUUUUUCUUUCUUUUUUUCUUUCUUUCUUUUUUCUUUCUUUCUUUGUUUUUCUUUCUUCUUUCUUUUUUUCUUCCUUUCUUUCUUUUUUCUUUUCUCUCUUUUUAUUUCUUUUUACUUUCUUACUUACUUUUUCUUUCUUUCGUUUUCUUUCUUUCUUCCGAUUCCCCCUUCCUUCCAUCAUUUGCCAUAAUUAUAUGCCAUUUUCCCUUAUCUGA